Messenger RNA from Vanessa atalanta (red admiral), 3109 nucleotides. It is a transcript of the gene Tpr2, whose product is annotated as dnaJ homolog subfamily C member 7. Gene Ontology annotation, molecular function: protein binding. The transcript has 8 exons. The coding region runs from base 130 to 1614 and encodes 494 amino acids. NCBI's taxonomy places the organism in Eukaryota, Metazoa, Arthropoda, Insecta, Lepidoptera, Nymphalidae. The record is from RefSeq and is a predicted model, not a curated record.
CCUUUCCGUCACUCACUGCCAGUUUGCCUCAUUCUUUCUUUUGUGGUUCCGUAAUCCAUAGUCAAAAUAAAGAAAGAUCAGCAGAAUUAUUUCCAUUUCUAGAGAGGUUUAAUCAUUCCCAAACGCAAAAUGGCAGAACCUGAAGUUGUGGAUUUAGAUCUAACAAUAGAUGAUUUAGUUCCUAAAAGCCCUGAAAGGUUGGCUGAAGAAAAAAAGGAAAGCGGAAACCACUUGUACAAAUUUAAAAAUUAUAAAGGCGCAUUGGCUAUGUAUGAAGAAGCUAUUAAACUAUGUCCAGAAAAUGCUGCUUACUAUGGCAACAGAUCUGCCUGUUACAUGAUGCUGGGCAUGUACAAAAAUGCCUUAGAAGAUGCCCAAAAAGCUGUUGCACUUGAUAAUACCUUCACUAAAGGCUAUAUUCGUAUGGCUAAAUGCUGUAUUGCACUUGGUGACUUAUCUCGUGCAGAGCAAGCAGUAAACCGUGCUUCUGAACUCGGAGGAGUGGAUUGUGCUUCAAAUGAACGUAAAGCAAUUAAAUCUUUACAGCGUUUGCAUGAGGAUGCACAACGUGCCAUGGAAGCUGGCGAUUAUCGUCGCGUCGUCUUUUGUAUGGAUCGUUGCUUAGAAUACAGUCCCUCAAGCUCUAAAGCGAAACUUUUGAAAGCUGAAUGUUUAGCUAUGAUUGGGCGAUGUCAGGAAGCACAAGAAAUUGCAAAUGAUUCUCUAAGAUUUGACAGUUUUAACACGGAAGCCAUAUUUGUCCGAGGAUUAUGCCUUUACUUUGAGGACAAAGAUGAGCAAGCCUUCAAACAUUUUCAACAAGUUUUACGUCUUGCACCUGACCAUAAAAAAGCAAUGGAAGCAUAUAAAAAAGCCAAAUUAUUGAAACAAAAGAAAGAAGAAGGCAAUGAAGCGUUCAAAAUGGGUAGAUGGCAACAAGCUUUGAACCUUUACAAUGAAGCAUUAACUAUUGAUAAAAAUAAUAGGAAAGUUAAUGCAAAACUGUACUUUAAUAAGGCUACAGUGUGCUCAAAGUUAAACCAAAUAAAAGAGGCAGCUGAAGCUUGUACAGCUGCGUUAGAGUUGGAUGAAACAUAUGUUAAAGCAUUACUUCGACGAGCAAAAUGUUACAUGGAACUUGAACAGUAUGAAAAUGCCGUGAAAGAUUAUGAAAAUCUAUAUAAAAUCGACAAGAGUAAAGAAAACAAACAAUUAUUGCAUGAAGCUAAAUUAGCUGUUCGAAAAUCAAAACGUAAAGACUACUACAAAAUUCUUGGUGUUGACAAAACCGCAUCUGAAGAUGAUAUUAAGAAAGCUUACAGAAAACGCGCUUUAGUCCAUCAUCCAGAUCGGCAUGCAGGUGCCCCGGACAACGAGCGAAAGGAGCAAGAACGACGCUUUAAAGAAGUGGGCGAAGCUUACGAAGUUCUUAGUGAUCCGAAAAAACGUGCACGCUAUGAUCACGGCCAGUAUCUUUCUGACGAUUCUUCCGGCAUGGCUGAUUUUGAUCCAAACAUGGUGUUCCAAACAUUCUUCAAUCGUGGCGGCCAACAAUUUGAUCUUAAUGGUGGUGGUGGAUUUAAAGGUUCCGCUUUCAGCUUCCAAUAUGGAUAAAUAAUAUUGCAUAGAUGUCUUGUCUUUUUGAUACCCAAAAUCAAAGUAAACAAAAAAUAAUUGUCAUUCCAUAAAAAUAAGAUGAUUAAUGUUUUGGUUCACACAAAAAAUGUAGGCUCACUCAUUAACUUCCACUAAAAUAAACCAAAAAUAUGUUACAUAAACAUUUUUGUUUAACCUUGCAUCAAAAGACUAAUUGACAACAAAUUUAGUACCUUUCCUAAGAAACCAAAAUAUGUUUUAAAAUAAAAUUAAUUAUAAAAACUAUACUUAAAUUUAUUUAAAAAGUAAUUUAGUUUGCUGAUUCGCUAGGCGAAAGGAUUAAAGGACAGUAUAUUUUACAAAAAAUAUAUUGUUUUUUAUUUAAAGUAUUGGUUAACGCUCUUUACAAUUUAUAAAAUUAAGAUAUAAAUUGUUCAUGAACGAGGGCGUAAUGGAAGUCACAUGAAGCGGUUUGCCAAGAGAGUGUUAUUGCGCCAUAGAUAGGUUAUUGUAGUACUUUUACAUACACAAUAAAAAAAUAUAAGUAAACGAAGACUUUAAAGUCAUGACUUAUAAAACUGUAUCAAUUCAAUAGCUUGAAUUUUUCAGUUUUGUGCAAUUAUUGUAAAGCCACAAUAAAACUAUGGCUGAAUGUGUUAAUUUUUCAACAACUUUAUAAAAAGGAAUAAGCUGUUUAUAAGAAAACAAUUUAAACCUCCAACGAUUUAAAGAAAUGCCAAUUUAUUAUAAUAAAGAAGAUAAUUUUUAUUUGAAAAUGAUUAAAUUAUGGCAAAUGUAUAAAAAAUACCAUCUCGUUUAUUUAGGUAAGCAAAAUGACAAUGAAGUUAAAUUGCCUAUUGUACUCAAUAUUUAGCUUAUUAAAAUAUUAAUAUGUAGUUUUUGUUUUUUUUUGGAUGUCUAUUUUGUUGGCACCUCAGCUGUAAUAUUUCGAUAACAAUCUCUUUUUUUAUUCGUAAUGUGUUAAUAUUGUUAUAUGAAUUAAUAUUUUCUAGUACACUUACUUAGCAUUUAUAAGAAUUCAAUCUUAGAUUAUGUAGAUUAGAAUGCAAUUUAAAAUUCUUAGAUAAUUUCAAUAAAUAAAAAGAAUUAGUUCACUUUUGAUUUAUUUGCCAAGAUAAGUUCCACAAUAUUUCUAUAUGUAUGUAGACAAGUUACUAUUGAAAUUAGAUAUAUCAAAAGACAUUCAUUAUUAUACAAUUGAUGCUAUUAAAUUAUAAACAGGAACACAACCCAAGGUUUUUCAUUGAAAAUAUUUAUUCAACAUUUAUACUUGUUAUUAAACUAAAAUAUCGCAGCUCUGGUUAUUCAAUAGUUAACAUGAUUAAAAUGGUAAUUAUAUCUGUAAUUCAACAUAUAGUACGUUGUUUCCACUAUUUGGUAAAAGUUUCGAUAAUAGUCUUAAGAGUAUGGAAUAUUACGAAUAACAUAAAAAUUUUGAAUUGAAUGUUUGAAUCUUGUUCUUUGUUGUAAGUAAUUUUAAAUCGUUUUAAUA